Messenger RNA from Closterium sp. NIES-65, 6648 nucleotides. The record is from the annotation of a GenBank genome assembly. Lineage: Eukaryota; Viridiplantae; Streptophyta; Zygnematophyceae; Desmidiales; Closteriaceae.
AUGGACGUGGACGUGGACUUGGACGUGGACGUGGACUUGGACGUGGACGUGGACGUGGACGUGGAGGACGUGGACGUGGAGGACGUGGACGUGGAGGACGUGGACGUGGAAGUGGACGUGGACGUGGCCGUGGACGUAGACUUGGACGUGGACGUGGACGUGGUCGUGGACGUGGUCGUGGACGUGGACAUGGACGUGGUCGUGGACGUGGACGUGGACGUGGACGUGGACGUAGACGUGGACCUGGACCUGGACGUGGACGUGGACGUGGACUUGGACGUGGACGUGGACGUGGUCGUGGACGUUGAUGUGGACGUGGUCGUGGACGUGGACGUGGACGUGGUCCUGGACGUGGACGUGGGCGUGGACGUGGACGUGGUCGUGGACGUGGACGUGGUCGUGGACGUGGAUCUGGUCGUGGACGUGGACGUGGACGUGGACGUGGACGUGGACGUUGUCGUGGACGUGGACGUGGACUUGGUCGUGGACGUGGACGUGGUCGUGGACGUGGAUCUGGUCGUGGACAUGGACGUGGACGUGGACGUGGACGUGUUCAUGGACGUGGACGUGGUCGUGGACGUGGACGUGGACGUGGACGUGGUCGUGGACGUGGACGUGGACGUGGACGUGGACGUAGACGUAGACGUGGACGUGGUCCUGGACGUGGACGUGGACGUGGACUUGGACGUGGACGUGGACGUGGACUUGGACGUGGACGUGGACGUGGACGUGGAGGACGUGGACGUGGAGGACGUGGACGUGGACGUGGACCUGGACGUGGACGUGGACUUGGACGUGGACGUGGACGUGGACGUGGACGUGGACUUGGUCGUGGACGUGGACGUGGACGUGGUCGUGGACUUGGACGUGGACGUGGUCGUGGACGUGGACGUGGACGUGGACGUUGACGUGAACGUGGUCGUGGACGUGGACGUGGUCGUGGACGUUGACGUGGUCGUGGACGUGGACGUGGACGUGGAUGUGGACGUGGACGUGGACCUGGACCUGGACGUGGAUGUGGACGUGGACAUGGACCUGGACCUGGUCGACGUGGUCGUGGACGUGGUUGUGGACGUGGACUUGGACGUGGUCGUGGACGUAGACGUGGACGUGGACGUGGACCUGGACGUGGACGUGGACGUGGACCUGGACAUGGACGUGGACGUGGACUUGGACGUGGACGUGGACGUGGAUUUGGACGUGGACGUGGACGUGGACGUGGAGGACGUGGACGUGGAGGACGUGGACGUGGAAGUGGACGUGGACGUGGACGUGGACGUAGACUUGGACGUGGACGUGGACGUGGUCGUGGACGUGGUCGUGGACGUGGACAUGGACGUGGUCGUGGACGUGGACGUGGACGUGGACGUGGACGUAGACGUGGACGUGGACCUGGACGUGGACGUGGACGUGGACGUGGACGAGGACGUGGACCUGGACGUGGACGUGGACGUGGACUUGGACGUGGACGUGGACUUGGACGUGGACGAGGACGUGGACAUGGACGUGGAGGACGUGGACGUGGAGGACGUGGACGUGGACGUGGACCUGGACCUGGACGUGGACGUGGACCUGGACGUGGACGUGGACGUGGACAUGGUCGUGGAAGUGGACGUGGACGUGGACAUGGUCGACGUGGACGUGGACGUGGACGUGGACGUAGACUUGGACGUGGACGUGGACGUGGUCGUGGACGUGGACGUGGUCGUGGACGUGGACGUGGUCGUGGACGUGGACGUGGACGUGGACGUAGACGUAGACAUGGACGUCGUCGUGGACGUGGACGUGGACGUGGUCAUAGACGUGGACGUGGUCGUGGACGUGGAUCUGGUCGUGGACGUGGACGUGGACGUGGACGUGGACGUGGACGUGGUCGUGGACGUGGACGUGGACAUGGUCGUGGACGUGGUCGUGGACGUGGACGUGGACCUGGACGUGGACGUGGACGUGGACCUGGACAUGGGCAUGGACGUGGACGUGGACGUGGUCGUGGACGUGGACGUGGACGUGGACGUGGACGUGGACGUGGACAUAGACGUGGAUGUGGACGUGGACGUGGACGUGGUCGUGGACGUGGACGUGGACGUGGACGUGGACGUGGACGUGGUUGUGGACGUGGACGUGGACCUCGAGGACGUGGACGUGGUCGUGGACGUGGACUUGGACGUGGACGUAGAUGUGGACGUGGACGUGGACGUGGUCGUGGACGUGGACGAGGACGUGGACGUAGACGUGGUCGUGGACGUGGACGUGGAGGACGUGGAUCUGGUCGUGGACGUGGACGUGGACGUGGACGUGGACCUGGUCGUGGACGUGGACGUGGUCGUAGACGUGGUCGUGGACGUGGACGUGGACCUGGACGUGGACGUGGACGUGGACGUGGACCUGGACAUGGACGUGGACGUGGACGUGGACGUGGUCGUGGACGUGGACGUGGACCUGGACAUGGACGUGGACGUGGACGUGGACGUGGUCGUGGACGUGGACGUGGACGUGGACGUGGACGUGGACAUGGACGUGGACGUGGACCUGGACAUGGACGUGGACGUGGACGUGGACGUGGUCGUGGACGUGGACGUGGACGUGGAGGUGGACAUGGACAUGGACGUGGACGUGGACGUGGACGUGAUGGACGUGGACGUGGACGUGGACGUGGACGUGGUCGUGGACGUGGACGUGGACGUGGACGUGGAUAUGGACCUGGACGUGGACGUGGACGUGGACGUGGUCGUGGACGUGGACGUGGACGUGGUCGUGGACGUGGACGUGGACGUGGUCGUGGACGUGGACGUGGACGUGGACGUGGACGUGGACGUGGUCGUGGACGUGGACGUGGACGUGGUCGUGGACGUGGUCGUGGACGUGGACGUGGACCUGGACGUGGACGUGGACGUGGACCUGGACAUGGACGUGGACGUGGACGUGGACGUGGUCGUGGACGUGGACGUGGACGUGGACCUGGACGUGGUCGUGGACGUGGACGUGGACGUGGUCGUGGACGUGGACGUGGACGUGGACGUGGACGUGGAGGACGUGGACGUGGUCGUGGACGUGGACUUGGACGUGGACGUGGACGUGGACCUGGACAUGGACGUGGACGUGGACGUGGGCGUGGUCAUGGACGUGGACGUGGACGUGGACGUGGACCUGGACAUGGACGUGGACGUGGACGUGGACGUGGUCGUGGACGUGGACGUGGACGUGGACGUGGACGUGGAGGUGGUCGUGGACCUGGACGUGGACGUGGACCUGGACGUAGACGUGGACGUGGACAUGGUCGUGGAAGUGGACGUGGACGUGGACAUGGUCGACGUGGACGUGGACGUGGACGUGGACGUGGACGUAGACUUGGACGUGGAAGCUGACGUGGUCGUGGACGUGGACGUGGUCGUGGACGUGGACGUGGUCGUGGACGUGGACGUGGACGUGGACGUAGACAUAGACAUGGACGUCGUCGUGGACGUGGACGUGGACGUGGUCAUGGACGUGGACGUGGUCGUGGACGUGGAUCUGGUCGUGGACGUGGACGUGGACGUGGACGUGGACGUGGUCGUGGACGUGGACGUGGACGUGGUCGUGGACGUGGUCGUGGACGUGGACGUGGACCUGGACGUGGACAUGGACGUGGACCUGGACAUGGGCGUGGACGUGGACGUGGACGUGGUCGUGGACGUGGACGUGGACAUGGACAUGGACGUGGACGUGGACGUGGACGUGGUCGUGGACGUGGACGUGGACGUGGACGUGAACGUGGACGUGGACGUGGUUGUGGACGUGGACGUGGACGUCGAGGACGUGGACGUGGUCGUGGACGUGGACUUGGACGUGGACGUGGACGUGGACGUGGACGUGGUCGUGGACGUGGACGUGGACGUGGACGUGGUCGUGGACGUGGACGUGGACGUGGAGGACGUGGAUCUGGUCGUGGACGUGGACGUGGACGUGGACGUGGACCUGGUCGUGGACGUGGACGUGGACGUGGACGUGGUCGUGGACGUGGUCGUGGACGUGGACGUGGACCUGGACGUGGACGUGGACGUGGACCUGGACAUGGACGUGGACGUGGACGUGGACGUGGUCGUGGACGUGGACGUGGACGUGGACCUGGACAUGGACGUGGACGUGGACGUGGACGUGGACGUGGACGUGGACGUGGUCGUGGACGUGGACCUGGACGUGGACGUGGACCUGGACAUGGACGUGGACGUGGACGUGGACGUGGUCGUGGACGUGGACGUGGACGUGGACCUGGACAUGGACGUGGACGUGGACGUGGACGUGGACGUGGUCGUGGACGUGGACGUGGUCGUGGACGUGGAUCUGGUCGUGGACGUGGACGUGGACGUGGUCGUGGACGUGGACGUGGACGUGGAUGUGGAGGUGCACGUGGUCGUGGACGUGGUCAUGGUCGUGGACGUCGUCGUGGAGGACGUGGACGUGGACGUGGAGGACUUGGACGUGGACGUGGACGUGGACGUGGACCUGGACGUGGACGAGGACGUGGUCGUGGUCGUGGACGUGGACGUGGACGUGGAUGUGGACGUGGACGUGGACGUGGACGUGGUCGUGGACGUGGACGUGGACGUGGAUGUGGACGUGCACGUGGUCGUGGACGUGGUCGUGGAAUUGGACGUGGACGUAGACGUGGACGUGGACCUGGACGUGGACGUGGACGUGGACUUGGACAUGGACGUGGACGUGGACUUGGACGUGGACGUGGACGUGGAUGUGGAGGACGUGGACGUGGACGUGGACGUGGACCUGGACGUGGACGUGGACUUGGACGUGGACGUGGACGUGGUCGUGGACGUGGAUGUGGACAUGGUCGUGGACGUGGACGUGGACGUGGUCCUGGACGUGGACGUGGACGUGGACGUGGACGUGGUCGUGGACGUGGACGUGGACGCGGUCGUAGACGUGGAUCUGGUCGUGGAUGUGGACGUGGACAUGGACGUGGACGUGGACGUGGUCGUGGACGUGGACGUGGACUUGGUCGUGGACGUGGACGUGGUCGUGGACUUGGAUCUGGUCGUAGACAUGGACGUGUACAUGGACGUGGACGUGGACAUGUUCGUGGACGUGGACGUGGUUGUGGACGUGGACGUGGACGUGGACGUGGUCGUGGACGUGGACGUGGACGUGGACGUAGACAUGGACGUGGACGUGGUCCAGGACGUGGACGUGGACGUGGACUUGGACGUGAACGUGGACGUGGACGUGGACUUGGACGUGGACGUGGACGUGGACGUGGAGGACGUGGACGUGGAGGACGUGGACGUGGACGUGGACCUGGACGUGGACGUGGACUUGGACGUGGACGUGGACGUGGACUUGGUCGUGGACGUGGACGUGGACGUGGUCGUGGACUUGGACGUGGACGUGGUCGUGGACGUGGACGUGGACGUGGACGUGGACGUUGACGUGAACGUGGUCGUGGACGUGAACGUGGUCGUGGACGUGGACGUGGUCGUGGACGUGGACGUGGAUGUGGACGUGGACGUGGACCUGGACCUGGUCGACGUGGUCGUGGACGUGGUUGUGGACGUGGACUUGGACGUGGACGUGGACGUAGACGUGGACGUGGACGUGGACCUGGACGUGGACGUGGACGUGGACGUGGACAUGGACAUGGACGUGGACUUGGACGUGGACGUGGACGUGGACUUGGACGUGGACGUGGACGUGGACGUGGAGGACGUGGACGUGGAGGAAGUGGACGUGGAGGACGUGGACGUAGACGUUGACGUGGACGUGGACGUGGACGUAGACUUGGACGUGGACGUGGACGUGGUCGUGGACGUGGACGUGGUCGUGGACGUGGACAUGGACGUGGUCGUGGAAGUGGACGUGGACGUGGACGUGGACGUAGACGUGGACGUGGACCUGGACCUGGACGUGCACGUGGACGUGGACGAGGACGUGGACCUGGACGUGGACGUGGACGUGGACUUGGACGUGGACGUGGACGUGGACUUGGACGUGGACGAGGACGUGGACAUGGACGUGGAGGACGUGGACGUGGAGGACGUGGACGUGGACGUGGACGUGGACCUGGACCUGGACGUGGACGUGGACCUGGACGUGGACGUGGACGACGUGGUCGUGGACGUGGUCGUGGACGUGGACUUGGACGUGGACGUGGACGUGGACGUGGACCUGGACGUGGACGUGGACGUGGACCUGGACAUGGACGUGGACGUGGACUUGGAUGUGGACGUGGACGUGGACUUGGACGUGGACGUGGACGUGGACGUGGAGGACGUGGACGUGGAGGACGUGGACGUGGAGGACGUGGACGUGGACGUGGAUGUGGACGUAGACUUGGACGUGGACGUGGACGUGGUCGUGGACGUGGACGUGGUCGUGGACGUGGACGUGGACAUGGUCGUGGACGUGGACGUUGACGUGGACGUGGACGUAGACGUAGACGUGGACGUCGUCGUGGACGUGGACGUGGACGUGGUCGUGGACGUGGAUGUGGUCCUGGACGUGGAUCUGGUCGUGGACGUGGACGUGGACGUGGACGUGUUCGUGGACGUGGACGUGGACGUGGUCGUGGACGUGGUCGUGGACGUGGACGUGGACCUGGACGUGGACGUGGACGUGGACCUGGACAUGGACAUUGACGUGGACGUGGACGUGGACUAG